Molecule: messenger RNA, 3580 nt
Organism: Diatraea saccharalis (sugarcane borer)
Lineage: Eukaryota; Metazoa; Arthropoda; Insecta; Lepidoptera; Crambidae
Source: the annotation of a GenBank genome assembly
UUAACAGUCGGAUAUUUCAACAACAUUUCAUUAUUGUUAUUUGAAACGAACACAAUAUUAAAAUAUUUAUUGGUAUAGGAUUGUUAUUUUAAACGAUUGUUAUUUGAAACGAAACGGUCCGGUAUAGGAUGCCGCGGUUACCUCCAGUCGUACGGCGGUUGGAACGCGUGCUUAGAGCGUAUACGUAAACUGUUGGAGUCGCUGUGUGGGCCGGUGCGGGCCGCGUGCGAGCGCGCCGCGCCCACUGGGGCUCACGGACGCGCGCAACGUGCACUAGCCCAACUACAUCUCGGCGAGAAGAAGUUCACGCAUACUGAUAACCUUAUGCUGCCUACCUUAGGUUCACAAGAAGGAGCUUUCGAGAAUGUUCGCAUGUCGUAUACGGGAGAGAAUGGCCAGACAAUACGACAAUUGAUGUCCACUCAUAAAUUGAGGAGGGUCGCUAUGUGCUGUCUCGCAUCACCGCAAGGCCGUCGCCAACACUUGGCAGUUUCCCACGAGAAAGGUAAAAUAACGGUGUUGCAACUGUCUGCGCUGUUGAAGCAAGCGGAUUCGUCUAAACAUAAGCUGACGUUAACAAGACUUUCAUCAGCACCUAUCCCAUUCACGGUUCUCAGUCUCAGCGGUAAUCCUUGGAAUGAAGAUCUACUGGCUGUCUGUGGACUAAAAGAGUGUCACGUCUUAACAUUCAACAGUGGCGGUGCAGUUGCAGACCAUCUCGUGUUGAGCACCGGUCUUGAAGGCAAUAACUAUGUGAUCAAGGCAAUUUGGUUGCCGGGCUCACAGACACAGCUGGCGCUCGUCACCUCUGAUUUCGUCAAAAUAUUCGACCUCAGCAAGGAUCUCAAUAAUCCGAUGCAUCACUUCCUCGUUCCUAGUGGGAAGGUGCGCGACGUAACAUUUGUGAAUCAAGAUAGUGUUAUGCAUAUGCUAUGCAUGAGCUCAGCGGGCCACAUAUACUGGCAGCCAAUGAGCGAAGAAUCGCGAGCCACUCUCGGCACCUUUUACGUAACUAACACACUUGAAGUUUUGCAUCCAGAAAUACAGGUAAGUCGAAAAUGAGUUUGAUAAAAUUAGUAUCUACAUAUAACAUAUGUUCUGGUUAAAUAAAAUAAUAUUCCAACAGGAUGUAGCUGGAUUAGUCGGUGGUGGCGGUGUCUCCAUCUACUACUCGCAUACUCUCAAAAUGUUAUUCUUCUCGUAUGCUCAAGGAAAAAGCUUUCUAGCACCACUCAACACUGUCGAAGACAGCGUAAAAGGUAAUAGGCUCUUUCCUCGGUCAUUCUUUAGAUAAGUUUAGACUUUCCGAAAACUAGAUUAUUAAGUAGAGCAUCAGAAUCAGACAAUUUUUUUGAAUAUUUUUAUUUUAUACAUGAAAUAUACAUGAAAUAUAUCCAAUAAAAAUGUUUUAAAAAAUAUCAUAUAUAAAUAUUUGUAGUAAUAUUUCUUUCGGCUGUUUGGGUGGAUUGCCUGAACAUUGAUGAAAAUACGCUCUGUAGUAGCGAAAAAGUAAUAAGUGCUUGAAAUAUUCGUUAGUCCUGUUAGGUUAGUUACGUGUUCGAUAUCGAGUAUUGACUCGCUAAAUUCAUGUUAAAGUCUUCAAAGGUCUUUAAAAAUCUUCCGUGUGUAUUAAUUAAUGCGGUACAUAAUUGUCAGGUACAGCGAUGAUAACGGUAUCGUCGUCGUCGUCCCAGAAGGAGGGUGGCGGUCGCGGCAAACAGGGCGGCGCUCAGUCUCUGUGCCAGUGGGCGGAGGUGGCCGGCCACCCUGGCCUCGUCACCGCCGUCAUGCAGGCCUCCAACAACCCAGUAGUGCUCAUGCUCACGCCCACCAACAUAUACCUGCAGGAGAUCAAGGUCGUGCCAGCUAAGGCUAAGAUCACCGACAUGGUGGCUGUCCGUCACUGGUGCGGAGGCGGCGGUGAACAGAAGAGCACUCUAAUAUUACUGUGCGAGGACGGCAGCCUGCGUAUGUACGCGGCAAGCGCUGAACACACCGCCUACUGGCUGUCGCCGGCCAUACAGCCCACGCACGCGCCCAGGCGGCGGCCGAGGCUGCUCACACAUCACGCCAAGGGCAAGGCACAACAGUCUGCAACGAAAUCGAACGCUAGCGGAGCACCACAGUUUCCAAUCGACUUCUUCGAACAUUGCGCAGCGAUGACAGACAUAGAGUUCGGAGGCAACGAUCUCUUACAGGUGUACAAUACCGCGCAGAUCAAACAUAGACUCAACACUACAGGAUUGUAUGUGGUGUCUACGAAAAUGAGCGGAUUCACUAUGGAAGUCGUGAAUUCUGACCCCAACAUGGUCAUCUGUGGAAUUAGAGUACUGCUAGGCAGUCAAGACAUCGCCCGUACGCCGUCUUAUGUAGAGGUUUACGGAAGGUCAAUUCAAACUGUUGUACUACGAAACCGAUGGUUCGAUAUCCCCCUAACACGAGAAGAAUCUUUACAAUCUGAUAAGAAAUUGGUCAUUAACUUUGGGCCAUCUCAAGAUCCAGACGGUGUCACUAUGGUUGAUUCCGUAAAGAUAUAUGGCAAAAACAAAGAACAAUUUGGAUGGCCAGACGAAAAUGAAGAUCCUUCAGCUUGUCCAUCGUCCAGUAAAAUAGCACAGGAAGCAGAUGGCGGCAGCGGUGCAUGGAAGCCUAGUUCCUUGGAGCGACUCGCGUGUGCAGCGCUCGAAGCGCUAGAACUAGGCGCAGGUGCUGGUGCCUCUGCAAGCGCUGCAGUAGGUGUAGCAGAUGGAGGAGCUGAAGCCGCUAGGAAGCUACUGUGCGCACCUGCCAGUGCGCAUUUGCAUGCGCGUGCGCAGUGCUUACUGCGGGCGUUGCAUCAUACGCAUUACCACCAGUACAAGGUAUGUGUUCUAGAAAGUUUUUCAGAUAUUAAAUGGGUUAUAGUUUAAGUUAUAUUGAUUUCUAAGAUAUUUUGUGCAAAACACAUUAUAUUAUCGGCUUAUUUUAUCCCUUUGACUUUUAAAACUUAUGAACCUUGUACAGCAAAAGUUAUUAAAAAUUAUUAUUAUUCACUUUUUCAUAAAUUUAUCUGAUGAGAAGUAGUUACAAUAGUAGUAAUAAAAAGCCAAUGUCCGCCCCGAUCGAUGCACCGAUCGAACACUUCUGGAUAAUAUAAAGGUUUUUUAAAUUAUCAUUUACAAUAACAAAUUUAAAAUUCAAAUUUGUCCACUGAUGAAAACUUACCUGUAUACGCGUAUUUGUAAAUUAAUUUUUAUUGAAACACUUUGAUGUUAAUGAUUGGAUUUAACAUCUAAAUGCCAGGAUCAAGCAAUCUUGAAGUACGUGUGCACAUCGCUGAAGGAGCUCCGUGACGUAUCGGAUCCUCGCAAUAUCGACCCGGAGGCAUUCUUCCGUCUUGUAUUACUGGCACGAGGUGUAGCGGUCGCGAGGCCUAAUCACCUCGUUUCAUACACAGCACCCACGCCACCGAAACCAGCGAAUGGUAAGUUCGUUGAGAUGGUAUAGCUCUCUCGGUGAACAGGACGAAUUUCGUACGUUGACUUUUGUGCCUACUGAUAGAUAUCCUAAACGUUUUGGGUACACUUUAUUAUGACAAAAU